CUUCGCUUGCGUUUGAUCAAUGACGGGACAGUGGGAGCCUGGAGAAUUCAUCUUCACGCCUUCAAUCCCUAAGUAUUUUCAAAGAUUACCAAAAUCUAUACCUUUUCCAGUAAACUUCACGGCUCGUAUUCUAUUUUUAUUGGCCAUAAUAUAUCCUUAGUCUUGCCUGAAUCCUUUAAUUAUUGCGCAACGCUCAAAAGGGCGCGAAGAUGCGAUAGCUAGGUACCUAGCACCUAAGCACCAAUAUAUAAAACGCCAACCGCCUCACAACCAUCUACAUGAUUUUCUUCCUCGUCUCUAUCUUAUAACAUCGCCCUUAAUCAGCCACUUUAUCCUUGCAUAAGACUAAUCAAGACGACUACAUACGUAGCAUCGCGGAUUACCCGUUUGGAGUACAUGAGAGCUUAGACGCAUGUACGAAGUUGACCGGUUGUACUUUGAAGAUAAGCCUGGUGUAACGAAAUCCGCGGUCUUUCAUUUAAGACGGAUAGAGAUUCGACGAGGAGUUGACGGACUUAAUAGUCCCUUCAUAUAUCCAUCGAAGAAUUAGACCAAUUUGAUUAUUCAAGACUUGACAUUUCACAAUGGCGUCUAAUAACGACGAUGGGAAUGACAGGAACGACACCGAUUCCGUCUCUCCCGAUUCUGCCAGUGAGACGACUCCGCUUCUAGUAGUAUCGCCUGUUGCGACGAUAAGCGGGAGCGAUACGCUAGCCGGGGAGGACGGCGAGUCUUAUAGACUUCUCGACAGGCCCGAGGACAAGCCACUACCUAGGCUUCAGAUAUUCCUGCUCUGUUAUGCGCGCCUCGUCGAGCCUAUCGCGUUCUUCUCCAUCUUCCCGUACAUCAACCAAAUGGUACAAGAGAAUGGCCACUUGAACGAAGAAGACGUAGGCUUCUACGGCGGACUUAUCGAGUCCCUCUUCUCGCUCACACAGAUGAUCGUGAUGAUGUUCUGGGGGCGAGCAGCCGAUCGUUGGGGCCGCAAGCCCGUGCUCGUAUCUUCCUUGCUCGGCGUCUCUAUUUCGGUCUCCCUGUUCGGGCUUGCGCGCUCUAUCUGGCAGAUGAUUGCGUUACGGUGUCUAGCCGGUAUCUUCGCCGGUACCGUUGUCACCAUUCGCACCAUGAUCGCCGAGCACAGCACUCCGCACACCCAAGCGCGCGCCUUUAGCUGGUUUGCCUUCACUAGCAAUAUCGGCAUCUUCCUCGGUCCUCUCAUCGGCGGCGCGCUCGCGGACCCUGCGCAUCAGUACCCCUGGGCGUUUAGCGGCGUGCCAUUUUUCGAGGAAUAUCCCUAUGCGCUAUCAUCUAUUGUCGUGGGGUGUAUCGGCUUGACGGCUGUAUUUACCAGCGCGCUUUUCAUCGAAGAGACAUUGGAUCGGAGCAAGAUCCCGAAUGCAGACUCUAGCGAUGGCGAAGCAGGCGCAGCGCCCAAACCGGAAUCAACUUCUACACUACACCUCCUGAAAGCCCCGGGUGUUGGCAUUGUGUUGUAUAAUUACGGACACGCGAUGCUCCUCGGAUUUGCAUAUACUGCAAUCGUGCCCGUAUUCUGGUAUACGUCUGUAGAACACGGCGGCUUUAGUUUUACCCCUUUACAAAUUUCUCUAUGCAUGGGUCUAACUGGUGUAUCCCAAGCGUUAUGGCUCCUCUUAGUAUUCCCGCCGCUACAGCGCAGGUACGGAACCAACGGUGUUCUACGCGCCUGUGGUAUCGCAUACCCGUUAUUUAUCGGUGCUAUGCCGUUCUUAAACCUCAUUCUAUAUCAAGGAACUCCCGCCUCCAACACUGCGUUCUGGAUCAUAGUCCCUAUCAUGCUAGCGCUCGGUCCGGGUGUCAGUAUGGCCUUCACGGGGGUCCAACUUGCGCUAAAUGACGUGUCGCCAUCUCCAGUAACUCUAGGCACGCUCAAUGCCUUGGCGCUGACCAUCACGAGUGGCCUUCGCGCUUUUUCCCCUUUGCUCUUUACUAGUCUGUUUGCUAUCAGCGCCAAGUACGAACUUGUCUGGGGUUAUCUCGUAUGGUUGAUCUUAACUAUCAUUGCUGCUGCUUUUACUGUCUCGACGAGGUUCUUGCCGGCAGCUAGCGAGAAGGAUUACGACCGCGAGGUGCUAUUGGGGCGAGAUGUAGACGACGAUGAUUAAGAUCAAAUUACCCGAUAAUGAGGGGGCGUCGAAAUAUGCAGGUUAGCGUUUGUUCACUUUGAUUGACAUAAAAGUCGGGAUAUAGGGUAGUUCGGUAAAAUUGAAAACAUCAAGAACUACCAAUCAAGGGUAGUGACUAGGUACUCAGAGCCGAUUGUUAUUUAGAUUUACGUCGUUGG
Messenger RNA from Daldinia vernicosa, 2323 nucleotides. RefSeq names its product MFS general substrate transporter. The record is from RefSeq and is a predicted model, not a curated record. Gene Ontology annotation, molecular function: transmembrane transporter activity. The coding region runs from base 585 to 2144 and encodes 519 amino acids. NCBI's taxonomy places the organism in Eukaryota, Fungi, Ascomycota, Sordariomycetes, Xylariales, Hypoxylaceae. Gene Ontology annotation, biological process: transmembrane transport. The transcript is spliced from 2 exons.